Molecule: messenger RNA, 517 nt
Organism: Magnolia sinica
Lineage: Eukaryota; Viridiplantae; Streptophyta; Magnoliopsida; Magnoliales; Magnoliaceae
Exons: 3
Coding region: 143-295 (50 amino acids)
Source: RefSeq, a predicted model, not a curated record
CAGCUAUCUGGCUGUUGUUGGGGUCACUAGCCAGACCGCUUCCUACGGUGGACGACAGAGAGCUUAGAGCUGCCCAACACGGAAAAAAUCAGAACGAUUUUACGGACGAAGCCCAAUCGUUUCCCAAUUCCAGAAGAAGAAAAUGGACACGAAAUUCCUCAAAGACAAAAGAUUCUGGUUCGCAUCUUUUCUCGUUGUGUGGGCUGGCGCUCUACAGGCACAUAUGUCAUGGGUACAGAAGCAAGACUCUUUUAAGGAGAAAUUUGGAGAUUUGAAUCAAAAGAAAGAUGGGUGAGAUUGAGAAAACUGUUGAUUAUGAGAUGUUGCCUAAUUUUCUCUCAACCCAAUGUUUUCUUUUAUUUUAUUUUUUAAAGGAUUCUCUCAACCCUUUUUUACAAUUGAUGAAUAUUUUACCAAGACAAAUAUUGUCUCGUAUAGUUUAACUUCAGAGUUUAGAUAGCGAAAACACAUUAAUUUAGAUAUAUGAAUCAAGAUCAUUGACUAAGAAGUGAGAACA